UGCCACCUACCCAGCAAGCAUCAGCCACUGCGCUACCGCCACCCGCCCAGGGAGCAUCGGCCGCCGCUACUUGCUCAGAACGUCUCAGCCACUGUCUGCCGCCACCUGCCCGGAGAGCAUCAGGUCCUGCCUGCCAGCCCCUCACGGAGAUGCUCCUCGUGGUUCCCGCUGCGGGCGCCUGGCGGCUUCUGCUCCUGCUGGCCGUCCAGGUCGGCGUGGCGGCCGGCGCUCCCCAGCCGUGGCGCUGCGCGCCCUGCUCCGCCGAGAAGCUCGCGCUCUGCCCGCCAGUGCCUGCCUCAUGCCCGGAGGUUGCCCGGCCGGCCGGCUGCGGCUGCUGCCCGACGUGCGCCCUGCAGCUGGGCGCUGCGUGCGGCGUGGCCACUGCGCGCUGCGCUCGGGGACUCAGCUGCCGUGCGCUGCCCGGGGAAUCGCGUCCCCUGCACGCCCUCACCCGCGGCCAGGGCGCUUGCGUGCCAGAGCCCGACGCCUCCGCGCCCAGCACCGAGGCCACAGAGGCAAAGAGCCCUGCAGCCCCAGAGAAUGUGUCCCCUGAGAGCACAGAGAUGACAGAAGAGCAGCUCCUGGAGAAUUUCCAUCUGAUGGCCCCUUCCAGCGAGGACCGGCCCAUCCUCUGGAAUGCCAUUAGUACCUAUGAGAGCAUGAGGGCUCGCGACGUUGCCAACAUCCAAAAAUGGAAGGAGCCCUGCCAGAGAGAACUCUACAAAGUGCUGGAGAGGUUAGCCAAGGCACAACAGAAAGCAGAAGAAAUCUACAAAUUUUAUCUGCCAAACUGCAACAAGAAUGGAUUUUAUCACAGCAGACAGUGCGAGACAUCCAUGGACGGAGAGGCAGGGCUCUGCUGGUGCGUCUACCCUUGGAGUGGGAAGAAGAUCCCAGGGUCCCUGGAAGUCAGAGGGGACCCCAACUGCCACCAGUAUUUUAAUUUACAAAACUGAAAACAGAUGCAGUGAUGUUCCUUCAAAGGAAAUAUUUAAGUAUAUUGUGUAUUUAUACUCUAGAACACACACACGUUUUUAUAUAUGUAUAUGUAUAUAUAGAAACUACUUUUUAUACUCCACAUAUUACUUGAUAUAUAAAGCUGUUAGUUUAUUUAUUCACUGUAAGGUUAUUUUUUUCUACACGGUAACUUGUACUGUUAAUUUGUAUAUCAUGAAAUACUUCUUAUCACAUCGUGUAUAAAUAUGUGUAUUCCAGCUCUUCUAAAGCUCAUGCUUGUGUUUUUAAAGAGCUUGGAAAAAUACUGCUUAGAAAAUGCAAAAUCAAAUAUUAGGCAGUGCUUUUUCAAGCAGUUUAAAGAACAGUUAACUCGUAUAUUCCACGAUCCACAUUUGGUGUAAAUUUGCAGGGAAAGUGAAAGUGUUGCUUAUGUAAUGGAAGCUGCCUGUGGUGAUGUCGCUGUGUGUGACAGCGUGCGCUGGAUGUAUUGCCAAACACGUGUCUGUGAUGUAAACGUAUUUGGAAUAAAUAUUCCACAUGGAAA
This is a messenger RNA of Lemur catta (Ring-tailed lemur), 1501 nucleotides long. It is a transcript of the gene IGFBP1, whose product is annotated as insulin like growth factor binding protein 1. Gene Ontology annotation, biological process: regulation of insulin-like growth factor receptor signaling pathway. Lineage: Eukaryota; Metazoa; Chordata; Mammalia; Primates; Lemuridae. The record is from RefSeq and is a predicted model, not a curated record. Gene Ontology annotation, cellular component: extracellular region. Gene Ontology annotation, molecular function: insulin-like growth factor II binding; insulin-like growth factor I binding. Bases 150 to 956 code for a protein of 268 amino acids. The transcript is spliced from 4 exons.